AUGAGACCUCAAAUCCUCCUCCUAACAAUCUUCCUGGCCGUCCUCCCUCUCUCGGCCAUCGCCACCGUCGGCCGGAAGUUGGCGGACGGACGCUGGGUGCCGAUCAAGGACGUGCACGAUCCACACGUCCAAGCGAUCGCCAAGUUUGCCGUCAGCAGGUUCAACAGCCGGAACCACACCGACCUGGUUUUCAAAGACAUCACAAGAGGGGAGACUCUGCAGGCCGAUGGCGGCACCAACUACUUCCUGCAUCUUCUCAUGGCCCAACCGUCGUCGCCGUGUUACGCGGCCCUUGUAUUGAGAAGCGAAGCGCAGCCUUGCAGCUUUAGUCCUUCGGGGGAGCUUUUGUCCUAUCGAAUAGGGAAUAAAGUGUAA
Messenger RNA from Syzygium oleosum, 375 nucleotides. RefSeq names its product cysteine proteinase inhibitor 1-like. The record is from RefSeq and is a predicted model, not a curated record. NCBI's taxonomy places the organism in Eukaryota, Viridiplantae, Streptophyta, Magnoliopsida, Myrtales, Myrtaceae. Gene Ontology annotation, molecular function: cysteine-type endopeptidase inhibitor activity. The transcript has a single exon. The coding region runs from base 1 to 375 and encodes 124 amino acids.